Molecule: messenger RNA, 4449 nt
Organism: Clunio marinus
Lineage: Eukaryota; Metazoa; Arthropoda; Insecta; Diptera; Chironomidae
Source: the annotation of a GenBank genome assembly
UGUGCUGAUGUUCGGGACGUACGGAAGAUAUUUAAUCGAAUUAUUUCAUGAAUAUUAGUAUCUUAGAAUUUCGGAAAAGGAAUUUUAAGUUAUCUCAACCGUGAAUGAAUAUAAAAGUGAAGUUCAAAAUUUAUUCAAAUAAAUUUGAAUUAAUGUUCGAUCGAAAAAUUAACUAUAAAUUUUAAUUAAAUUGCCAUCCUCAUUAAGAUUCUUAUUUGUGCAUAAUAUCAGAAGAAGCAUCAAUUAUUUAUGUCAAUAUACAAUUGAAUACAAAAUCACGAAUUUAAUUGAAUUCCCCAAGCACUGUAAUCAGAAAGUCAUUAAAAAUUUUCUUAUCAGAAUCAAAUUUUGAGAAAAAUAAAAGGAAAUCAUCGGUUUGUAAGUUUAGUUUAAAGUGGAGCCAACAAUAAUUAAAAGAUAUUAUCUGAAAGCAAAUCAAUACAAAAAGUCUUAAUCAUCUUGUGAAAAGUUAAGACAAUGAUUAAGCAGAAGUGAAAUGUUUUAAUUAAUUUUUGUUCGCUUCUCUCUCUCUUAUCACCUCAAAGUCAGUGAAAAUUAAAAAUUCAUAAAGUGUUUCCGUAAAGUGUGGAAGAAUAUUUGAAAAAGAAUUAAGCAUAUCAAAAAAAAAUCAUCCCUAAAGACAGCGAACACGAAAUAACAAGACAGAAAGAAAACAACCAACAGAUAAAAAGUUAUGUAAAUUUGACGUGAAAGAUAUGAAAGACGUAAAAGGUGGAGAAGCAUAAAAAGGAAUAAAACAGUUCUGAAAAACGAACAAAAAUAUAUCGCUUACAAAUAAUGCUGAAUGAAGUGGAAGAAAUUUCAUGUAGAUCGCAUUGAGUUAUUAAAAUUACAUUUCAUCACUGUCAUCUCUUCCAUCUUCUUAAAAUAAAGAAGAAAAUAGAAAAUAAUCUGACGAAUUCAAUUUUAAUGAGUGCUUGCGUUUGGUGUCACAAAAAUAGAAACAUAUCGAAACAUAACGAAAGAGAAUUGUGCAAGUGUAAUGUGAUAAGUUUACAAGUGGAGUAAAAAGUAUGGAAACAAAAAUGUAUCAUUUGUUGAUAAUCUUUGGAUUAUUGUACAUCACUUCGAGUGAUGCUUAUAGCAGACACAGUAUGAAGUCACUUGUACCACAACCAGCGUCAAUAGAUCCGUGUUAUGAUGAAGAUAGACCUCGUCGAUGCAUGCCUGAUUUUGUUAACGUCGCAUUUGGAUCAACCAUCGAUGCUUCCUCAACAUGUGGAACUAACAGUCCACAGAAAUAUUGUGAUGUGGAUGGAAAGUGUCAUACUUGCGAUAUUAAUGACCCAUCAAAAAGUUUCACAGCUGCCGCACUCUCGGACAUUCAUAAUUUAAACAAUGUUACUUGCUGGCGUUCGGAACCACGACCCAUGUCAAAUACGAAUUUCGGAAGCUUUGAAAACUCGCCCGAUAAUGUUUCAUUGACGCUUUCAUUUGGAAAAAAGUUUGAAUUAACAUAUGUGAGUCUACUGUUCUGUCCAAACGCAAUUAAACCAGACUCUAUGGCAAUUCAUAAGAGCUCAGAUUAUGGGAAAACAUGGCAACCCUUUCAAUUCUAUAGCUCUCAAUGUAAAAAGCUUUACGGUCGCCCGGCAAAACAGCAAAUUACGAAAUUUAAUGAACAAGAGCCACGCUGUUUGGAUCACAACCGAUUUUCUAACGAUGGCAUGAGUGGAAUUCAAGGCAGUCGAAUUGCCUUCAGCACAUUAGAAGGACGUCCGUCUGCUGCAGAUUUUGAUGCAUCAGCGAUCUUACAAGAUUGGGUCACAGCGACUGACAUUCGCGUCAUUUUCCACCGCCUACAAAGUCCAUUGGCCUCGAUGUCCAUGAAAUCAAAAAAAUUGAAACGAGAAUAUGCGUCUAAAGACACUUCGACAUUGCCGCCGAAUUCAAUGCUCACUGCUGGCACCAGCACUUAUGCGCUCAGUGAUUUCUCUGUCGGCGGUCGAUGUAAAUGCAACGGACAUGCUUCGCGAUGUUUAAAGAAUGCUGAUGGACAACUGCAGUGCAAUUGUAAACACAAUACUGCGGGACGAGAUUGUGAAAAGUGCAAGCCGUUUUAUUUCGAUAGACCGUGGGCACGGGCAACUGUGAGAGACGCAAAUGAAUGUAAAGCUUGCAAUUGUAAUGGACAUGCCAGACGUUGUCGCUUCAACUUGGAGUUGUACAAGUUAUCUGGGAGAGUUUCGGGCGGAGUUUGCGUCGACUGUAGACAUGAUACAGCUGGAAGACAUUGUCAUUACUGCAAAGAAGGAUUCUACCGUGAUUUGACUAAACCAAUCACCCACAAAAAGGCAUGCAGACCAUGUGCGUGUCAUGCUGUUGGAUCAACAGGAAAAGCAUGCGACAAUACAAGUGGAAAAUGUACAUGCAAAGAAGGCGUUACGGGAUUGACUUGUAAUAGAUGCGCUCCAGGUUAUCAGCAAAGUCGAUCUCAUAUUGCUCCAUGUAUAAAACCGCGUGUUAUCAACAUGAAUCUACCACAAAACACGGCACCCGAAUCGUAUUACAGCGAUCAAACUGAAGUCAGACCAAAGUCAAAGGAUGAUAAGACAAUUCUUGCGAAAGUCACUGGCAAGAGUAGUUCAUCAAGUCGUCGUGAUGCUAUGCGCUACAGCAUUGUCAUAAGUCAUACUUAUAAAAAUAGUGAAGGACGCAAUCCGAUUUCAGUGAAGAGCAAGAAAAUCCAUCUAGUCGUACCUGCAAAGGACAGCAACUGUCGCUGUCCUAAUCUGGAAAUUAAUAAAUCUUACUUGAUUCUUGGCAAGCAUACGAAGCAACAUCAUCGAAACGAAUUGGAGAUCAAUAACCGUUCAAUCGUUAUUGAGUGGAGAGAUGAAUUUAAAGGGCGUUUGGAGAAGUUUAAGAAUUUAUGCUACUAAAACAUAAUCGUUCAUCAUGAUGUAACAUAAGAACAACGAGAAAAUCAAAAGUAUUACUGAAUCAUCUCUACACACACACACAGAAGAAUUUUAAUAAUUAAUUAACAUUUCGAAGUGAACUAAUGAGACAAUACUUUUCAUAAACAAUUCCUAAAAUAUACAAAAGAAAGUCUAGUGAAACUUGUAAAUCUAUAAGGAAGUCUUUAGAGACAUAAAAAGUUGCAAUUAAUAAGUUCAAGACGAGUUCAUAUCGAUUACAAUGGAAAAAUUUUCAUUCAUCUAAAUGCCUAACUUGUGAUUAGAAAGAUUAUCUGAGAAUUAUUUAAACACUUCACUUCAUAACCAAACAAUCCAUCAAUUUUUUUUCCGAAUUAAAGAUUAACAUUUCUCAAUGCAAACGAUCUGAUGAAUGAAUAAUUUACGACCUAUAAAAGUGUCUAAAAUCGUGGAGAAAAUGAAUAUUUCAUCUAAUAUUCCAGUAGCAGAGAUGGAGAAAGAAAAAAUAAUUUAAUGUCGCUUACGAAAACUGUCAGAAUUUCAACUUUUUAUUUGAGGAAAUUUUUUUUCCAUGGAGUGAAACUCGUCAUCAUAUCUGUUAGCAUUUCUUAGAAGUUUUUCUCUUAAAUAAAUAAUUCGCUCUCUUUCUGAUGUCACAUCUAUCUUGUCUGUUGAAUUGUAAAUUUUUACGAUUAGUUUUUUUUACUGAGAAUUUUGUUUUCUUUCACCUUUCAUUCUUGUAUCGUUUUUACCACACCCGAAGUUGAGCUUCAGCGAGGUAAAUAAAUACAACAUUGAACGUGAAAAAUUUAUGAUGCAUCAUUAUCAUUAACUAAAUAUUUCUUCUCUCCAUGUUUCAAUUUGGAAGAAGAGGAAAGGGAGCAAAAGUUCGUAGUUUUUGGAUGUGGAUAAUGUGGUAAUGUUACGCAUGUAAAGAACGAUCACAAACAAACAUAAGUCAAACAAUUUUUCAUGAGAAGAUUUUGCUACGAAUUUUUUUUAAAAUAUAUUUAUUGAAAUGAUGAAAGUGAAAAUUGAAUAAAUGUGAUUGAAAUGGGAGUGAGAAUGAUUGAAGUCGAAAAUGACUCUGCUUUACGUGGUUUGCAUUUCACAAUGUCUGGAUGUAUGUGACGACAUAUUUAAAAUUCAUGAAAAAUGCAAAUGAAACAAAAAAAUGAAUGUUGUCACAUUAAUUCAGAAGCAGAGGAGAGAGAAAUGUGAACAAACCGAGGAUGAUGAAACUAACUAAACUGUUAAUUAAUUGAGUAAAGUAAGAAACUCAUGUAAAUAGAAAAUCAUUUGACAAAUAAUUUUUAAACUUCUCUAUCACACGAAACUAUCAAAUCACUAAAAUGAAGCUGCAACAGUUUAUAUUUUAAAAUGCCAUAAACAUCGCCGAUUUAAAAUUUAUUUCUUCAAUUGAUUUCGACGAAAAUAUUUUUCUGUACUUUGUAACUAAAAGAACCAAAAUAAAGAAAUGAAAAUUUUGAUUAAAGAAGAAUAAUUUAUAUCGAAAUAGAUGACAACUAAUAAAGGAAAAUUUGUACAU